AUGACGAGUGGAGUAGAUUUCGGUUUGGAACUGGAGACACGCAGAACAACACUCUUAUCGGCCGACGGGAGAGUAGCCCGUCGCGUUAUCGGCGAACGCAGCGACCGCAAUCCGCUGCCGAGUGCCCCCGUGAUAAAAACACUCCGUGUGGCGUCUCGCUCGCACGCGACCGCGGCUCGCGUGUGCGAGCGGGACGCGCGACCGCCGGCCCGGCCGCGGCUCGAUUCCGAACCUUGCCCAGUUGAGAACACGAUCGAACCCGCGAUCCCAUGUUCGGUCCAUCAACCACUGAGCCAGCGGCGGGUCCAUUUCGGCCGAGCGGCCGGAGUAGCGUAUUCCCGAAACCGCGGGGUCGUCGACCGCGCGCGCGCUCAACGCGUCCGCAGGGCGCCGAGUGACAUUCUCGCGCGUACGAGCUCGACGCGCGGUGAGGGACGGCACGAUGCCCCUCCGCUACGUCUGUCCCUCUCCAGCGCCGAAAAGCGGCCGGGGAGCGAGGAGUCACUCGGAGGG
Messenger RNA from Iphiclides podalirius (scarce swallowtail), 513 nucleotides. The record is from the annotation of a GenBank genome assembly. NCBI's taxonomy places the organism in Eukaryota, Metazoa, Arthropoda, Insecta, Lepidoptera, Papilionidae.